Molecule: messenger RNA, 624 nt
Organism: Theobroma cacao (cacao)
Lineage: Eukaryota; Viridiplantae; Streptophyta; Magnoliopsida; Malvales; Malvaceae
Source: RefSeq, a predicted model, not a curated record
AUGAACAUCUCACUGGAAGGGCCUUCUCUGGGCUUUCCAUUAUUCAGGACUGCUACAGAUGGUGCAACUUUUGGUUACAACAAAAUUUGGAGCUUUCCGCCAACUAUGGACCUGAGUUACAAUAUUCUAAGUGGACCCAUUUUGCCCACUUUUGGGAUUUUGAGAAGGCUACAUGUUCUAAAUCUCAAUCAGAAUCACCUCUCAGGAUCGAUUCCAGAGAGUCUGUCAGGAAUGACAAACUUGGAAAUUUUGGAUUUGUCCCAUAACAAAUUAUCUGGAGAGAUACCUAAUUCAAUAGUGCAGCUCAGUUUUCUGUCAAAGUUCAGUGUUGCAUAUAAUGAGCUUUAUGGGGAAAUCCCAGCAGGAGGUCAGUUCAUGACUUUCCCAUAUUCAAGCUUUGAAGGGAACAAUGGCCUUUGUGGUAGAAUCUAUACACCAUGUCAGCCUGAACAUGCUCCUACCAUUUCUCGUGGUGAACAAAUGAUAAUAUUUGGUUCUCAAUUUGCAUAUGGAGUUGUGACUGGUUUUCUUCUCACCGUCACCAUCUGCUUUAUGUCCGGUUGGAUCGUUCCAAGAGGGGCACCGUUUGGAGUGCUGAAUCCAAGACAAACUGAUACCAGCUAG